AUGAUGGACAGAGUGUAUCGAGAUCCGACUAGCACUCCUCUGGACAUACCAGAGAGCAUAUUAAGAAAACUGCUUGAAGCUUGCACGAAAGAGGCACCCUUCUUAAGUCCUGACGGACACAUGUAUAAGCAAGUGGACGGCGUCGCCAUGGGCUCCCCGCUGGGUGUCUUGUUCGCGAACUUUUACAUGGGUACUAUUGAGCAGAGAGUUCUGGUCGGGUUAGACCUAAAACCCGCCAUCUACUGCAGGUAUGUCGACGACAUAUUUGUACAAGUCCCGGAUACCGAACGACUGUUGCAGUUGAAGGAAGCUUUCGAGCAAAACUCAGUUUUAAACUUCACUUAUGAGAUGGAGAGUGGGGGUAAGCUGCCCUUCUUAGAUGUAGCAGUCAUGGAAAGGAACGGCAGCUUUCAUCAUGCAGUAUAUACUAAGGAGACAAACAUAGGGAUGUGCCUUAACGCUGACAGCGACUGCCCGGAGAGAUACAAACGGAGUGUUGUGAACGCUUACGUCGACCGAGCUCUCACUCACAGCUCUGGGUGGAAGCAGGUGGAUGAGGAGUUAUGUAGAAUAAGGCAGAUUUUGGUCAACAAUGGUUUCUCCAAUGGUUAUGUCGAAGAUAUAAUAAAAAGGAAGGUGGCGAGGUGUGCAACAGGCAACGGAACAACUAAUACCGCAAUACCCGUACUUCCAAUAAAAUUGUUCUACAGAAACUUCUUCUCCACGGCCUACAAAGCAGAGGAAAGAGCCCUAAAAGAGAUCAUUGAGAGGAACGUUACCCCAACUGACGUCAACCAAAAGAUAAAACUAACAAUAUAUUAUAAGAGUAGGAAAACCGCCAACCUGCUAAUGAAGAAUUCUCCCCCAACACCAAGAAAAACAACACCUUGA
Molecule: messenger RNA, 891 nt
Organism: Procambarus clarkii (red swamp crayfish)
Lineage: Eukaryota; Metazoa; Arthropoda; Malacostraca; Decapoda; Cambaridae
Source: RefSeq, a predicted model, not a curated record